This is a messenger RNA of Penicilliopsis zonata CBS 506.65, 1669 nucleotides long. RefSeq lists its product as hypothetical. NCBI's taxonomy places the organism in Eukaryota, Fungi, Ascomycota, Eurotiomycetes, Eurotiales, Aspergillaceae. The coding region runs from base 205 to 1518 and encodes 437 amino acids. The transcript is spliced from 2 exons. The record is from RefSeq and is a predicted model, not a curated record.
GAAAUGGAAGGCGCGAUGGGCUUUUCUUCACACCCAUGUCGUCUUUCGAGGUUGAUACUCCAGGCUCCUUUUUAUCGCUGCAGAGACUACCUACUGCCUCUAAUGAAUUUGACCAUUUACCACGUUUACGUACCCUAUCAUAGUACCGAAUAGCAACAAAUACGAGCUGUAUACCUAUCCAGAGCAUUGAAACUGGCUGGAAGAAUGUCGAGUACCUCGGAGCUUUCUCUCUCCACUAAUACUUCCUCCGAAGAAUCUGAUCGCGAGUGUUUCCAGGACUCCAUCACCAAGAGGCGUCGCCAUGCAGUGUACCUGCAUCGUCCUCCUGUCUGGUACCCGGGUCCUUGUUCCCAUGACGACUCUCCAGGAAAUACUGAAAGUCAUGGUAUACCUUACGCUUACGACAUACGGGAUCUUCAAGAAAAUUGCCAACACCUUGACGUCUUAGAAGGCCCAUUGCCAGUAUGCCAGGAGUGUCACAAAGACCUGGGGACAGAUAAGGAGCUCGGGAUUUUCUCAACCAUCCCGGAUUUUUCACUGGAAGAUGAACGGUGGAAACUUCGGGCUGCGAGUUGGCUACAGGAGCCUGUUUCUGAGGCUACAGCCCCAAGUGAUGACAAUGUCAUUCCAGCUGUUGGCCAGAAUUCUCCACCACUCUAUCAAAGGCAUGCCGGCCUUUGCACACGCUUGCGGUCAUGCAGAGAUGUCCGCGUUGGAUCGGACGAAAACUGGGCGAUUAAGGAAGGCUCUCUUGUGGUCUGCAUUGACCCUGAAUACACCAUUCUGCGGGACCAGAAGCGGUCGAAUGAUGAAUUUGAACUAGUAUACGGGGAUUUUUAUGUAAUUUGCCAAUUAUAUGCCGACUUCUGGGCUUUAUGCACCAAGGUUUCAUUGAAUGACUCUCCAAAGAGCGACUGGUAUGGAGCCGAGCGAGAUGAUCUCGACAGGAGUUUCUUACGGCUUGGUUUUCUUCCUCUUUGUGCAGUCACACUUGCAGCAAACUUCAGUGCCUUUAUCGAUCGAUGCACUAGAGACAGAAAUUGCUUGUACCUGACCAAGUAUCCCGGUAAUGGCCUUCCCGUGGCUCCCCCGGAGCGCUCGCAUAGUCUCCGGGUGGACAAGAAGUCCCUUGAAGAGACCUACAAGAACACUGGCGUUCCUGCUACACUGUGUGAUUCUCUUGGGCCAGAACCACUGCUAGGUGUAUCGGAUGAUUUUGUGCCCCUGGACUCAACAAUUCGUUCGCUGUUUGCCGACAGACGAUUUGGCAGAGACGAGACAUCGGCACUACGCAGGCAGUUAUCACUGAAGAAGUUCUGGCAGAAUCUGAGAAACCCAGAAGCAACCACGGAUUACGGAUCCUCCGCCGGGUGGUCAUCGGCAUCGCACAGUCGUAACCCUUCAUCUGAAAGCGAUAAGCCAGCCACGCAGCCAUGUCAGGGGCCACGCAGGACCCGUGGUAGCUUUGCUGCCGCCAGCGAGAAUCUGAAACGACUUAUCCGGAUGUCUGCCGGCUAAAGGAGAUUAAGCUCAAAUAGUUCCAAAGCACGCUCGACCCUCGACCCUGGGCUAUUCUUGGUUGACACGGGUGUCCGUUUCUAUGUAAUAAAUGAGGCUAUUCCCAUUCUUUUAUUUGCUAACAAAGGUGGCAUACCUUACUUACUGGUUU